AUGUGACGGAAAUACGGGGUUGCCUAUGGGCGCUGUAGCGGCCAUUGUGGUGCUUGCGGUGUUUGCCAGCGCCCUCCUCGUGGUCCUCCUUUGCAUCUACAAGCGGACCGGAUGUUAUCUAAGACGUGACGCAUUCAAUCCGCGGUCCGAUGACACUUAUCUGACGCCGGUGUACGACGAAAACCUCCAACGGCACGGCGUCAACGCAAGUGAAACGCCGACUACUCACAUAAAGAAACACGAAGACUAUGACUUCCUGAAAGAUCAUCCAAACGCUGGGUUGCGAUAUGACGGUAUGUCAAAUCAAUAUAAUGGGAGAGACAGACAUUGCAGUCAAAACGGAAGUAGCACCCAGAGUAGGAAUUCAGAGGUUCAGAGGGAGCGGCUUGCUAUCACGUGAUGCCGUGGACAAUCCUACGGAGCUUUAAAAAACUUAUGUGAAUUCCGUGAAAUAGUUCAAUAAUGUUUGGAAUAAAUGAAGUAAUGUACCAUAUAUAAUAAUAAUUAUUAGUUUAGUAUAUUUCCAUGACGGUGUUAUAUGACAUAAAUUCACGUUUGCAUCGCUAAAUGGUACGGCUCAAACGUGACAUGUAUUCCGAUAUAUUUAUGUUUAGUAAACAGACAACUGCCACAAGAUUGUCAGAGGGAAAAACACACCUUCAAUCAACCACAGACUCACUCUUUGUAUAGAGAUAAUGUUGAUAUCAAUAUAUCUAAAACAUCGAAUUGCACAGGCUAAUCUGUGACACUUUACGCACAUGCAUUCAGCCCUAUUUUCCCAGAGCGAGACUCAUAUUUUCUAUUUGUCUUUGCGUAGAAUGUUAGAAGUAUAACCAAUCAUUAUUGCUCAUUAUUGCUGAAUGCUGCACAUGCCAUA
This is a messenger RNA of Dreissena polymorpha, 877 nucleotides long. RefSeq lists its product as uncharacterized. Bases 26 to 400 code for a protein of 124 amino acids. Lineage: Eukaryota; Metazoa; Mollusca; Bivalvia; Myida; Dreissenidae. The transcript has 2 exons. The record is from RefSeq and is a predicted model, not a curated record.